GGGCUGCGGGGGCGCGCGCGGUUUCUCCACUGCUGUUGCGCAGUAGCGCCCACGCUGCCCCGCCUCCUCUCUGUGUGGCGACGGUGGCGAGCACGUCGUGUUCUGUGUCGCGCACGUCACGUGCUAACGGACCCUGAGGUGGGAGAGAAGGGGCUCCGGUCCGGCAAAGUCUAGCUAAGGACCGAGUAACACAAGAACGAGACCGGCCGGGACAACGAUGGUUCGGAGAGCAGUUCCAGGCUGAGGCAAGAGAGGAGGAGGAAGAGCCCGCCGUUAUCAUUUUACCUCAGGCAAGCCGCCAAGAGGCCUCGGGCCUAGCCGCGGGUGGGAGGUGAUGCCGGACCCGCGCUGAGUAUGGAGGAGACCCACAUCUCGUGCCUGUUCCCCGAGCUGCUGGCCAUGAUCUUCAGCUACCUGGACGUGCGCGACAAGGGGCGGGCGGCUCAGGUGUGCGGCGCCUGGCGGGACGCGGCCUACCACAAGUCGGUAUGGCGGGGCACCGAGGCCAAGCUACACCUCCGCCGGGCCAACCCGUCUCUCUUCCCAAGCCUGCAGGCCCGCGGCAUCCGCCGGGUGCAGAUCCUCAGCCUGCGCCGCUCGCUCAGCUACGUCAUCCAGGGCCUGCCGGACAUCGAAAGCCUGAACCUGAGCGGCUGCUACAACCUGACCGACAACGGCCUGGGCCACGCCUUCGUACAGGAGAUCGGCUCCCUGCGCUGCUUGAACCUCAGCCUGUGUAAGCAGAUCACGGACAGCAGCCUGGGCCGCAUCGCCCAGUACCUAAAGAGGCUAGAGGUGCUAGAGCUGGGGGGCUGCUCCAACAUCACCAACACAGGUCUGCUACUCAUUGCCUGGGGGCUUCAUGGCCUCAAGAGCCUCAACCUGCGAAGCUGCCGGCACGUCUCCGAUGUUGGAAUCGGCCACCUGGCCGGCAUGACCCGCAGCGCCGCUGAGGGCUGUCUGGGCCUGGAGCAACUCACCCUGCAAGACUGCCAGAAGCUCACCGACUUGGCCCUCAAGCACAUCUCCAGGGGUCUCCAGGGCCUGCGCGUGCUCAACCUCAGCUUCUGCGGCGGCAUCUCCGACGCAGGGCUGCUGCACCUUUCCCACAUGGGUGGUCUGCGGAGCCUUAACUUGCGCAGCUGCGACAACAUCAGCGACACGGGCAUCAUGCACCUGGCUAUGGGCAGCCUACGACUCUCAGGCCUGGACGUCUCAUUCUGCGACAAGGUGGGCGACCAGAGCCUGGCCUACAUCGCCCAGGGCCUGUACGGGCUUAAGUCACUGUCGCUGUGCUCCUGCCACAUCAGCGACGAUGGCAUUAACCGUAUGGUUCGCCAGAUGCACAGCCUGAGGACCCUCAACAUUGGACAGUGCGUGCGCAUCACAGACAAGGGACUGGAGCUCAUCGCUGAGCACCUGAGCCAGCUGACCGGUAUCGACCUGUACGGCUGCACCCGCAUCACCAAGAAGGGACUGGAGAGGAUCACACAGUUGCCCUGUCUCAAAGUGCUCAACUUGGGACUCUGGCAGAUGACUGAGAGUGAGAAGGUCAGGUGAGGGGUCCCCCAACCCAUCCCUGGCUCGCAUCAUCUAUGGAAGAGACUCUAGGACUAAAUGCAUCAUACUGCCUGUAGGGUUGUGUGAGAGGAAAGUAGACAGGCCGAGUCUAGUGCCACAGGGAGGUGGCAACAGGUCCCUUGUGGCAGUAGAAAUGAUUGUCACAUGGGUUGUUACAAUUUUUACACCAAUAUCGUAAAUGGUUAACUCAAUAGACCCUCCCUGGGUUCCUUGACAGCAUGGGUUAGCCACUGCCAGUGUGGCUGGCAUAUCACUGUUUUUAAAAUAAUGUAUGUUUGGUUCAUCAAAGGUUUUCAUUGCUAGGGAACCGCAAGUCCCAGUGAGCUGUUCUAUGUGGCAAAGCAGUGCCAGGGCCUGGAAACUUACCAAUUAGAAUAAAAUCAUAUUUGGUUGUAAUCAAUAAAAACAGUGAAUGUACUCAAGGUAACCGAUGUGUUUUGGGAGAUGAUGGGCAAUUCUAUUCUUUCAAAGUUAUGUCUAUUACAUUUAGUACCUUUACUGUUUUUAACAAGAUUUGCCUGGGGGGGGGGGGGAGAUUUAACUCCCUUAAAACUGACCAGUUGAUGACUCACUGUUUUUAAGAGCUGUAGCACAUCUGAAGCAUUUUCAGCAUGCAUCACAGUGUGUAUUGAAUGCCUGGACUCCCUGCUGUGCCCUGUGAUUUCAUCUGCCGAUCACUACAAGUAACAGUAGAGUCCAACAGAUGAACCCAUUGUGCAUGGAGGGGUGUGCAGGCAUUCAGCACACCAGGAAGUGUGAUGCUGAAAAUUCUGCCAGAAGCUGUAGCUCUGGAAGGCAGUGAAAUUAGAAAUCAUUUAAGAGGCUUCUUCUGCGGGGAGCUUUUUAGAUGAUUUUUUUUUUUUUGUGAAUUGGGAUGGUAUAUUGGUUGCAGAAGUACAAGCCUUUCUUGCUGCUGUGAACACAUGGACAGUGUCAACUUUUUAGAUGGCUUUUUUUGUUUUACUACUUGACAGGGCACCCUGGGGCUUGCAGUUUGCUGGCAAACAGUUGGCAUUGCCUCAGAGUUGCCCUUAACCUGCUAAAUAACAUGGUUUAGACUGAAGUGGUUAACCCAUGCUGACGGUCUUGUCACUAAUUCUGUUCUCGAACAACGGAAGGGUUAAUGGGAGCUGCACCAGUAACAUUUCUUAAUAUUUUUUUAGUUUUUUUGUAAGUAAUGCUAACUUUCCAGUACAAAAAUCUAUUGAAACAUUCCCCUGUAACGUGGCUGAUAUUACUUACUGGUAGUAUUAGUUACAGGAUUCUGCCAUAAAACAUUUUUAUUUCUACAUUUCUUAUCUCGCUUUAUUUUACAUAAAUAUAUUCCAUAUAACUUGCUACCUCGUUUUUACUGUUUUUUUUCUUUUUUUUUGUGCCCUGGAAAGUGUUUUGUUUUUUUGUACCUAGACUGGAAAAAUAUCCCAUUUUACGGGUUCUUCAAAUACCUAUAUUUUAUUUUUAUUUUUUUCACAUGCCUGCUCUCCCUUUACUCCUUGCCCUUGUGAGAACAAUUCUUGUUUCUCAACAAUGAUCUAGAAUUCAUAUGCUCACUCUUGCCUAGACCAAUAUGAGGUUGGCCCUUAAUUUAACCCACUCAUUCCCUGCCAGCCAACUUGCACAUAGCAACUUACUAGUGUUCCAUCCAGCAAAGAGUUGGAUAAGCCCUGUUUUUAAAUGAAAUGAAACCCAGUCAGUCUGUUGUAUUCUACUGUUUUUAUAAACUGGUUUAUGACUGCUGUUUUAUAUUUCUAUAUGGUUUAAAAAAAAGUGUUUCCCAUGCUCAGAUUGGUAUCCAACCUUUUAGCGUGAUUAGUGUUUUAAAGCGGAGACAGUUAAGUUGAACAGUUAUUAUUGUUCCAGUUAAAGAUUUCAGUUUUAGAAUGGAAGUGCAAGCCUUUCUCAACUCUUGCUGCUGGAGAUGGUGCAAAGCCUAGUUCCUUGCUGUUGACAAUAGUCAAAUUAUAUAUGCAAACAUGAGACUGUAUCUGAUCCUUACCCCCCCCCCCCCCUCCAAAAAAAAAAUGAGUACAUCUUUUUUUGACAUUUUGUAUUAGUGGGGCACAAUCCUAGGUCAUAACAGAUUGGGGUUGAAUUGUGUACUCACUCUUUGUUCUGUGGAUCACAAAACUCAUUCAGCUUGUUUUGAGAGUUUGAUUUGAAUUUACACAUGGACUUUUCUUGAUAUUUCUGUUCUUUUGUUGAAAUAAACUUUGCCCCCCCCCCCCCUUUUCCUGAGCAUCUCCACAGUUGGAUCUCACCUAGAAACGUGCCGAAUUUCAUUGUACUGUCUGUGAAUUUGUAUAAAGAAAAAGAUCCUCCGAAAACGCUUUAUAUUCUUACAGUUAAAAGGUUAAACGGAUAUUUAUAUAAUAAAAGAGGAAAUAUGAUGUAUGUUUUUGAGAAAGA
Molecule: messenger RNA, 3987 nt
Organism: Rana temporaria (common frog)
Lineage: Eukaryota; Metazoa; Chordata; Amphibia; Anura; Ranidae
Gene: FBXL14
Product: F-box and leucine rich repeat protein 14
Exons: 1
Coding region: 355-1560 (401 amino acids)
Biological process (GO): SCF-dependent proteasomal ubiquitin-dependent protein catabolic process
Cellular component (GO): SCF ubiquitin ligase complex
Molecular function (GO): protein binding
Source: RefSeq, a predicted model, not a curated record